CAAGAAGAUCUGAACAUCUACAUCUGCAGAAGUUACUAUGGCGACAAUGAGAAUCCACCAUGAUGACGUCAGCGCAGGUCAGAAAGGCAAGCCUGCAAGGAAACCUGCAACGUGUGAGGAGUGCAGCAGGCAGUUUCGGAGCAAUUAUGAUCUGAAGGUCCACAUGCGCGCCCACACAGGGGAGAAACCAUACAGUUGUAUUGAAUGUGACAAGAAGUUCGUUAGGCCGGAUCAUCUUAAAAGUCAUCUCCUAACUCACACAGGGGGGAAACCCUAUACGUGUGAGGAAUGCAGCGAACAGUUUCGUAAUUAUUAUUAUCUGAAGAUUCACAAGCGUACUCACACAGGGGAGAAACCUUCUGUCUACACGUGUGAGGAGUGCAACAAGCAGUUCAGCCAACUAAGUCAUCUGAAAACCCACAUGUACACUCACUCAGGGGAGAAGCCAUACGUGUGUGGGGAGUGCGAAAAGCCGUUCAGUCAGCUGAGUUAUCUUAAGAAACACAUGCGAACACACACAGGGGAGAAACCCUACAGGUGUGAGGAGUGCAGCAGGCAGUUUGGAAGUCUUUCUGCUAGGAGGAUCCACAUGCGUACUCACACAGGGGAGAAACCAUAUAUGUGUGGAGAGUGCAACAAGCAGUUCAGCCAACUGGGUCACUUGCAAAGUCAUAUGUGGACUCACACCGGUGAGAGACCGUACAGUUGUGAGGUGUGCAGCAGGCAAUUUAUUAGGCGUACCCUACACAUGUAA
Messenger RNA from Branchiostoma floridae (Florida lancelet), 754 nucleotides. Its product is annotated as gastrula zinc finger protein xLCGF3.1-like. Lineage: Eukaryota; Metazoa; Chordata; Leptocardii; Amphioxiformes; Branchiostomatidae. Gene Ontology annotation, molecular function: DNA-binding transcription factor activity, RNA polymerase II-specific; RNA polymerase II cis-regulatory region sequence-specific DNA binding. The transcript has 2 exons. The record is from RefSeq and is a predicted model, not a curated record. Gene Ontology annotation, biological process: regulation of DNA-templated transcription. Bases 38 to 754 code for a protein of 238 amino acids.